GUCUGACUUGUCUCUCCCUCCGUCCUGCGUUGAAUCGCCCUUUUGGAUUAGGAAAGAGACGGUGAAUGCUUUUUUUUUGUGUGGAGGUUUUGAGUUUCGAUUGUGAUAAUGUCUGGGGGUGCUUUGUAUAAGACGAAGCUUUGUAUUGUGUACACGAAGAGUGGUAACUGCUCGAAGCCUAAUUGCACUUUUGCUCAUGGAGUUUCUGAGCUCCGUCGUCCUGCUGAAUCUUCUUCCUUCACAGGCAGACGUCACAAUUUAGACGGUGACUUAAGAGAAAAACUUGGUAGACAGUUUUCUCCAGAGCGGAGACCUUCUUUGGACAGAAGUGGAAGGAGAGUACAAAGGUUUAAUGGACAUGAAAAUCCCAGGUCCUUUGAGAAGCGAAGAGAUGUAGACUACAGGGAGAACCGAAGAUAUGAUGAACGAAGUGAUUAUUCUGGUGGUUUGAAAGCUGGAAGUAGGAUUGAAGUUAGGGAAAGAGAUGAAAGAAAUAAGUUUCUUGGUUACAAUAAUGUUCUGGAAGAGCAGUUAAAAGAUGUAAAGAUUGAUGUUAAGAUGCUAACUGAUGACAAAUUACGAUUGGAGGCUACUGUUGAAAGGAAAGCAAGGGAAGUAGACAUUCUUACCUCUAGGAUCCAGGAGCUUGGGACCCAGUUGGAUAGACAGAAAGAGGAAUUUAAAAGCAUUACUUCAAGCUCGAAGAAAUUUGUGAAAGAAUGUAAUCGUUUCUUGCGUGCAAAAGAUGAAGUAAAGAGGUCAGAAGCUCGUCUUCAGAAGUUGUGUUCCCAACUUAGUACGUAUUUUCUUGGAAAUGAAGGCAAUGACAGUGAAACAGAUAUCGUAAGCGAUGAAGAGAAAAAUGGUCGGAAUCUGAGAACUGCUUCGUAUUUGCAAAAUGAGCUGCAGAAUACUUCUCCGUUAUCCAGGAAAAGGCAUCAUAUGGAACAGUAUACUGCCAAAGCGUCUGUUAAAGAUGCCUUGAUAGGAAGACGUGAAGAAGAUAGGUUGGAGAAUGUGAAGAGUUCUUCGCGUUGGAAUACGGGACCUUCAAAAUCAUUUUCCGAAGAGGAGAGUAGAGGGCGGAACGAGGAAGACACAAUGAACAAGUCUUCAUCAAAGGAAGACGCUCGGAAAAGAAGAAGGCUUUCUUCUGGCACCUCAUCUAGCAAUAAGGUAAUGUCGUAUAUGAGCAUGGCAACUCGGGAAUCUGGUGAAGUAGCAGAAUUUGAUGAAGAAAAUACUCGAGCAGCCAAAGGCUCUCCUCUCAUAUCUCUUCCUCCACCCCCACCUUUCAGAGAUGCCCAUUUUAAAGGAGACGAGGAGAAGGCAAACGUCGACGUGAUUGAACAAAGCAAAGCCAAUGACGUUGAUUCCGUUUGAUCUUUUUCACUGAACGAACCCAUAACCUCAAAACUUCUUAGACAGAAAGUCGGUUCUUUAAGUUAAUAUAUAUGCUAGGGAAGCUUUACAUUUUGUUCUGUGGAAUACUUAACAAAGUUUAGAACUGGUACAUGACUAUCUUUAUAUAUAUAUUGAAUAUUCGUUAAUGGAGGAGGGAUUAUUAAGUCUUUAAGCCCC
Molecule: messenger RNA, 1581 nt
Organism: Eruca vesicaria subsp. sativa (arugula)
Lineage: Eukaryota; Viridiplantae; Streptophyta; Magnoliopsida; Brassicales; Brassicaceae
Source: the annotation of a GenBank genome assembly